AUGAGUGGACAGUACAUCACGUUCACCCGUUGUCACUGCAGUCAGAAGUACUUGCAAAACGUGGGCUCGCGCGGGUUGGCACGGGCUGGACGGAGCGACGGAGCUACUUAUAAGGCGCAGCUGGGGGCAGGCCCUGCGGCGACCUCAACUCGCCAGUCUCGCAAGAGCAAGAAGGUCGUCAUCGGUCCUGACCGCCAGACCGGGACUGAAGGCUUGGACUUUGGUGGAACACGCUGGCUUUACCGCACCUGCGUGGAACUGGCCGAAGGCACCGAUGAGGCCCCAGCUUUGGCUGGAGCUCGAGUUCUGCCCCUCGCACUGCCGCGGGCAGCUAUCCUGGCAUUGCUGGACAGCGUGGCGCCCCCACUGCUCCCGGCUUGCGCUCAUGGAGGCACUCUGGCUCGAAAUCACUGGUGGGAGCUUCACGCUCGCAUGGCUUCUGGCACCAGCCCCCUAGUCACAUGGGCAGAGCUGGCUGCUGAAUUGGAUGGCCUCGCGGAUCUACAUCCCCGUAACGGGGCGGCAUGCGGCCACAAGGGCCUUCUGUGA
Molecule: messenger RNA, 549 nt
Organism: Effrenium voratum
Lineage: Eukaryota; Dinophyceae; Suessiales; Symbiodiniaceae
Source: the annotation of a GenBank genome assembly